Molecule: messenger RNA, 1545 nt
Organism: Wickerhamiella sorbophila
Lineage: Eukaryota; Fungi; Ascomycota; Dipodascomycetes; Dipodascales; Trichomonascaceae
Product: Sorting nexin-4
Exons: 1
Coding region: 1-1545 (514 amino acids)
Biological process (GO): cytoplasm to vacuole targeting by the Cvt pathway; autophagy
Cellular component (GO): phagophore assembly site
Molecular function (GO): phosphatidylinositol binding
Source: RefSeq, a predicted model, not a curated record
AUGAGUUCGGAUGAGAUAAAUCGCGAGUCCAACUACGAGUCCGACCACUCCGAUGGCAACAUUCUGGACAUGGAUUUCGCAGGUGCCCUGGACGAGGCCCUCGACCAGAUCCCGUCUAGCAGAGCUUCUGAGCGAGGAUCGUUGCCUGAUUCCUCCGGCGAGGCGGAUACCAGUGCAGAUACCAACAAAAUUGAUGCGGGUACAUCAAUUGAUCACAGAGACGAGGAGAAUAGCACGCGUCAUAUGCAUUCUACAGACGGACCAGAAGAGAGCGAUUUGGGCCUCGAUCACAUGGCGGGUGCUAGCUCUUUAUCCCAAGACAAUCCGUUGAAUGAUACUCAACCUGAAUCAAAUGAUCAUGCAUCUAGGCGCGUUUACAACAAGGGCCUUUCGAUCACCAUCAACACGCCUCACAAGGUAAACGAAGGUAGUGCCGCCUUUGUGACUUACUUGGUGACUAGCACGCGGCCAGGGAUGGAACCCGAACGAGUUCGCCGUCGGUUCAGUGAAUUCUCACGUCUUUACACGCAACUGUUGACUGAGUUCCCUGCUUCUGCUAUACCGCCGUUGCCAGAUCAUUCACGCUUUGAGUACCUGGCUGGCGACCGGUUUAGUGAUGCGUUCACCCACCGAAGGGCAGCAGCUUUGGAGCGAUUUUUGUUUAGAGUCACUUGCCACCCUGACUUGUCUUCGAGCCGCACUCUGGCUGCUUUCUUGACUCCAAGUAAUCGCCAGAACCAGCCCAACGGAGGCGCUGGAACCACUUCUCCUGAUGGUGUCCUCGAUCAACUUUCAGAUACACUGUUAAACGCAUUCAGCAAAGCCAAGAAUCAGAGCAAAGAAAUGAUCGAGGCCCGAGAGCGAGCGGACCGGUUUGAGCAUGCUAUUUCUAUGAUUGACAAGGCAGCCACUCAUUUAGUGAAGCACGAAGGUUUGCUGAAUGCUGAUCUCAACGAUAUGAGCAAACAGGCCACUCGCUUGGCAGCCCUUGACAAAGGAGUCUCCAAGGAGUUUGAUAUCCUAUCUCGAACUUCUCAAGCAUUGAGUGAAGCGUUUGGAGAGCUGCACAAUAGCAACGAUGCCCAAUUCGCCGGGGCAUUGAAAGACAUGACGCGGUACGUCAAGGCGCUCAAGCAAAUGCUCAAGCAACGAGAGCAGAAGCAGAUCGACUACGAAGCACUUGUGGAUUACUUACGGCGUACAGAGCAAGAUUUUGCCACACUUCAGAGUGGCAAUACAUCAACAUCGCCAUCAUCCUUUUUACGAACCAAGGUAAACGACUUGCGAGGUGUUGACAAGGAACAGAGCCGCCAAGCACGCCAGCAGCGUUUAGAAAUGCGCAUGUCCGAGCUGCGGAUCGAAGCUAACCGAGCAAAGCAGGUCAGUGAUCAGUUUGAAGAGAUAGCCAAACAAGAAGUCCAAAUCUUCGAGGCCACGGAGGCCCUAGAAAUGAGAUCUUGUCUGGCUGGUUUUACCAAGGCCCAUAUUGCAUUUUACCGCCGCGUUUUAAACGAUUGUCGUGCCAUUGAAGCCGAGCUCGAGUGA